This is a messenger RNA of Caenorhabditis remanei, 1098 nucleotides long. RefSeq lists its product as uncharacterized. Gene Ontology annotation, biological process: regulation of transcription by RNA polymerase II. The transcript is spliced from 3 exons. Gene Ontology annotation, molecular function: zinc ion binding; DNA-binding transcription factor activity. Gene Ontology annotation, cellular component: nucleus. Bases 1 to 1098 code for a protein of 365 amino acids. NCBI's taxonomy places the organism in Eukaryota, Metazoa, Nematoda, Chromadorea, Rhabditida, Rhabditidae. The record is from RefSeq and is a predicted model, not a curated record.
AUGAAAUUUCUUGAAACUCCCAGUGACGAUGCUUCGAUCUUCCAAUAUAUCCCAGUUGCCGGAUUAGAAUUCUUUAGAAAAUAUGACUUUUCUAGACCAUUUCCACUUCCAGACAUCCGUUGCAUGUGCCGUGCUUGUCGUUACUCCAAAUGCCUCGAAGUAGGAAUGAAUCCAAUGGGUGUCCUCGCUAAACCAUCUCUUUCUUCCAAGCCAUCCCCGGACCCCGCUGAAACCAUCCAACCCUUCCCCAGCUCACCCACUCAGACUACUCGAGCUGCUCUACUGACCAUCACCCUCCCAUCAUCCUUCAAUGACUGUAUGCCACUCCUAUCCAAAAUGAGAUCAAACUACCAAAAACUAUGCGAUGCCCGAAUUGUGAUUCACAGGGAGGAGGGACAGAGUUUGUUUGAGGAGAAGGCUCCGAGAGCACUAAAUUACCAAGAAUCAGUGGCACAAAGUGUGAAGGAUGUGAGAUUGACAUCGGAUUGGAUCUCUUGGUGUUUCGAUGAUUUUGUGAAGUUGCCGAUAAAAGAGAAGAACAAUCUAUUCCGUAAUUUCUAUAUCUAUUAUUACAUGAUGGAGGGUGCAUUUGCUAGUCACUUGGCUAACAAGAUAUACGCGGUAGUGUUGCCAUCUGGAGACUACUUGGAUAUGACUCAAAUGGAAAGGUUUUAUGGGAGUAUAGAAGUGAAACAACCGUUGGAUAAAGAGCAGAUUGAGAAUUUGUUCAAGCCAUCCAUCGACUAUCAUCGUAAAGCUCUCAUUCUCCCAAUGAUAGCUGAAGAACUUGAUAUUUAUGAAUUCUUUGCUCUAACCACCCUCCUCCUCUGGAACACUACGCUAGAGACAAUCACAGAAGAGACGAUAAAGACUGGGAAGAGAGUCAAAGAUCAAGUUAUGAAAGAAAUCGGAUUCUAUUUGAAAAACGUGAAAAAAGUCGAGGAUCCUGUUGUAAGAGUGGCUACAAUUGUGAACAUGCUGCCUGACGUGUAUAAGGUUACGACUAGGAUUCAAGAUAAUUUGGAGAUGACUCAAGUGUUCAAUAUUUAUACUGCAGAUAGGCAGUUUCAUGAUUUGAUAACUGGAAACUUUAUUUGA